AUGGGAGCUCAUACGCCACCGACCCAAGUUUCUGAACAACUUGAAAUGGACCAUAGAACUUGGGUGAUAGCUUGUGAAAUGCACCCUGCUGGGCUGAAUGUUAACGAUAGGGCUGCAACUUCAGCCACACAAACUGACCAGGCACGAAGGAUAGCUCACGAUGGAGGUUGUCAUACACUUGCUUCAUGCGUGCGUGAGCCUGAUGCAAACGUAGCUUUACCUCCCGUAGUAUCUCAUUCCGACUCUGUAAGGCAGUGUCAACAACAUCCACCUAAGUAG
Molecule: messenger RNA, 279 nt
Organism: Dovyalis caffra
Lineage: Eukaryota; Viridiplantae; Streptophyta; Magnoliopsida; Malpighiales; Salicaceae
Source: the annotation of a GenBank genome assembly